This is a messenger RNA of Botrytis cinerea B05.10, 678 nucleotides long. RefSeq lists its product as hypothetical. NCBI's taxonomy places the organism in Eukaryota, Fungi, Ascomycota, Leotiomycetes, Helotiales, Sclerotiniaceae. The record is from RefSeq and is a predicted model, not a curated record. The transcript has a single exon. Bases 117 to 551 code for a protein of 144 amino acids.
GAUAGUCUUCAAUAGAUAGUUCAUUGAUCAAAUUAUUUGCAAAUUUCUCCCACCACGACAAUUCGAAGAAACCGCCAAAGCACAAGUCAGACUCAUACUUGAACUCGAAAUCGAAAAUGGAUCGAACCAAUGCGACAGAGAUAGAGAAGCUCAGAGAGCAGCAAACAAUAUUACAUAACAUCAUAGAAGAGCUAAAAGCAGAGAUACAAAAUCAAAAUCCUCUAGAAUCUCCAUGCGACGCAACCUCAAUUCCGCCUUCGACAUCCAACACAACCGGCAGAACACCACUCCCAUCGGCGCCAAUCAAGUCCUUAACUUCCAAAAAAUGCGGAGAAACACUACCAUUACCAGCUUCAGUCCCCAAAGCGCGCCCCUCGAGAAACUUCCUAAUAAAAAAUACUUUGCUCGCUCGCAAUAGAAGGCUUCUACGCUACGGGAUCACAAUAAGCGUUCAUUUAGCAACUGCAAAAGAGAAGUCACUGAGGCAUCGAUGCCAUAAAUUCAGCCCACUUCGAUGGUCGCAAAGAUACGCUGAGCUACAUGAACUUUGAUGGCAUGAAAAGUUGCUUGGAGGAGUGGUUGGUGUGAGAGUGCACCGCGUGAUGCAAAUUGGAUGAUAGUUUUCUACAAAAUUCAUGUUGGAUAAAAGAACUUCAAGGAAGAUAUUGGGUGAUGGCA